AAAGAAGCCACCAAGUGGUCAUUUUAGCUGGUUUCAGUUAAUAGCCAGCUUGAAUCCGCUAGAAAUCAUGUACCAUUUUACAAAUCUGUUUGGCAACAUCUUAAAUUGGAUGUCCAGCAGAAAUAAAUGAUGGCCAAGUGCGUUGUAUUGACCGCUAUAGCGAUGCUGGCGAUGGCAUGUGUGGCCUCUCCUCUGUCCAAAGACGCACCUGCGAACACAAAGGCGACGGAACGGCUUCCGGAGAGACCACCUGAGACACCGGAGAGACCACCGGAGAAACCGCACUCCCGUGCGAGUCGUUCCGUGCAUUUACCGGAGGAUCAGCGAGAGCUCAUGUCCCGGCAGCUCUUACAGGCACUGUCAGAAAUCAUCCAACGAGAGGACUGCGUUACAGAUUAUCAAGGCUGGGUUGAUUUUGGGCGUCGGAGUACAAACUGAGAUUUAACCGUAAAAACUCUGUACUAUGAUUUUUGUCAUUAAAUAUAUUUGCAAC
Molecule: messenger RNA, 493 nt
Organism: Onychostoma macrolepis
Lineage: Eukaryota; Metazoa; Chordata; Actinopteri; Cypriniformes; Cyprinidae
Product: gastrin/cholecystokinin-like peptide
Exons: 3
Coding region: 127-438 (103 amino acids)
Cellular component (GO): extracellular region
Molecular function (GO): hormone activity
Source: RefSeq, a predicted model, not a curated record